AUGCGACCCUGGGAGUGUUUCCUACUGGCAAUUUCCGCCCUCCCUUUUGCUACCUUUGCGGAGAACGGUACAGCGUUGCCAGUCGUUGACCUAGGGUACGAGAGAUAUCGCGCAGCUUCAUUCAAUCAAUCUGGGGGGUUCUACAACUUUAGCAAUAUUCGUUACGGCGCGCCAGCUACGGGCGACCUGAGAUUCCGAGCACCGCAAUCACCAGCAAUCAACCGCUCCACAAUCCACGAUGGCUCUAACGGCCGUAUCUGUCCACAGGCAUAUCCGAAAUGGUUGGCUCUCGAGAGUGCAUUUAUACCGAGCUACUUAGCUGGUAUUCCUUUCAAUGGCUCGCUGGAUCUGUCCGAUUAUCAAUAUACCCCAACCCCUGUGGAUCCAAGAACCGACGAAGACUGUUUGUUCUUGGAUAUUCUCGUUCCGAAGCAAGUUUAUGACUCAGCUCGGAUGCAGAAGAAAUAUCGCGGAGCCCCGGUGCUGGUGUGGAUCUAUGGUGGAGGCUAUGCAUUUGGUGAUAAAACAACUCAAACUGGCGCUCCUGGGCUUAUUGAACGGAGCCGACAGGACGGUAGUGAAGGAGUGAUAUAUUUGUCAUUCAACUAUCGCCUCGGUGCCUUUGGCUGGUUAGCAGGACCGACAUUUAGCAAAUCCGGCACGCCAAACGCAGGGCUCUUGGACCAACAAUUGGCCCUGAAGUGGGUCCAGAAGUACAUAAACUUGUUUGGAGGAGAUCCUGACAGGGUCACUGUGUUUGGAGAAUCGGCUGGUGGAGGAUCCAUCCUGCAUCACAUUACGGCCUACGGAGGCAUGGAAGAGCCGGCUCCAUUCCAGCAGGCUCUAUUGCAGAGUCCUGGAUUCCUACCAUUGCCACAGAAAAGCCGCCAAGAGCAAGUCUUCAACCAAUUCCUUAGCCUUCUCAAUGUCAGUACUAUUGAUGAGGCCCGAAAAUUGCCAAGCGAAACAUUGACUCAGACGAAUGCUUAUCACAUUGGCGAGUUUUCAUACUAUGGAGAUUUCAACUACGGACCCGCUGUUGAUGGAACUUUUGUCCCUGCUCUCCCCGGACAGCUUCUGCAACGGGGUGACUUUCAUAAGAACAUAAAGGUCAUGGUAGGGUCGAACUCCGACGAAGGGCUCCUCUUCAUCUUGCCAACUGCAUUUAACGAAUCCGGUUAUCAGCAGUAUCUACAAGAUAAUUUGCCAGGGCUCACAGAAGAUACCCGGCAAUACAUAUCAGAGACCUUAUACCCGCCGAUAUUCAACGGCAACUUCGGGUACACAAAUGGUCUAGAGCGAGGUGCCUUAACACUUUCUGAUCUAGCGUUCCAAUGCAAUACUUUCUAUGUCAAUCGAGCUUUCGGGGACAAAACUUAUGCAUACCGAUUUAGUAUCCCUCCUGGGGUCCAUGCGGAGGAUUUACCGUAUACAUUUUACAACGGGCCAAAUCCAGCAGUUGCAAAUGCCACUGCUGCCCUUAUUUUGCAGGACUAUAUUACCACUUUCACCAAAACAGGUGUUCCUACCUCAAGUUUGGGACCUCCAUUCGAAGAGUAUGGCAGGGAUAAAACUGUCUUGAAUUUUGGGUCCGAGCUGAUAAUGACUACCCUUGACCCUGCUGCUAGCGAAAGAUGCCGGUGGUGGCAGCAAGCAGUUUAUGCUCACUGAAAAAAGGGACUUGACAUGAUAAGCAAAAGCGAC
Molecule: messenger RNA, 1704 nt
Organism: Talaromyces proteolyticus
Lineage: Eukaryota; Fungi; Ascomycota; Eurotiomycetes; Eurotiales; Trichocomaceae
Product: Alpha/Beta hydrolase protein
Exons: 3
Coding region: 1-1671 (556 amino acids)
Source: RefSeq, a predicted model, not a curated record